AUGUCACAACAAGUAAUCGUUCACGCGUAUAGACACCUAUACCGGCAUAGUCUGAGGGCCAUCCAGUUCUCGAAGCCGGCUCGGUACACAUUGCGCGACCGCAUUCGCUUAGCCUUUCGCAAGGGGUCCGCUGCCGACUAUGAGCCACAGAGAAUCCGCAACACGCUUGAAUUCCUGCAGUAUGCGACCAAAGAGAGUGGGCUGGAACACAAGAUAUUGAAGAACCUGAUGUUCGUAUGGCAUGUACAGGACACCGGAGGCCGCUUAAAGCAUAUCCCAAAAAACCUAACGCGCGACGAGAUCGAGAUCAGGACCACCGCGUACGACACUUUCAACCACAACAUCCGCAUGCUAAACGAGAGCAUGGGACUAUGCCUUCCAGCCAUGACUGUUCGCGAUCCCAGUUGA
Messenger RNA from Alternaria burnsii, 408 nucleotides. RefSeq lists its product as uncharacterized. The transcript is spliced from 2 exons. The record is from RefSeq and is a predicted model, not a curated record. Bases 1 to 408 code for a protein of 135 amino acids. Lineage: Eukaryota; Fungi; Ascomycota; Dothideomycetes; Pleosporales; Pleosporaceae.